This is a messenger RNA of Coccinella septempunctata (seven-spotted ladybird), 1961 nucleotides long. It is a transcript of the gene Burs, whose product is annotated as sodium/potassium-transporting ATPase subunit beta-1. Bases 572 to 1870 code for a protein of 432 amino acids. The transcript has 6 exons. The record is from RefSeq and is a predicted model, not a curated record. Lineage: Eukaryota; Metazoa; Arthropoda; Insecta; Coleoptera; Coccinellidae. Gene Ontology annotation, cellular component: sodium:potassium-exchanging ATPase complex. Gene Ontology annotation, biological process: intracellular potassium ion homeostasis; potassium ion import across plasma membrane; sodium ion export across plasma membrane. Gene Ontology annotation, molecular function: ATPase activator activity.
UUAAAUGAUAAGUUUUAUUUUGGCUUGAAUGUUCUGGAACCCUUAACAAUCUUCUGCUAAUUAAGUCCCGAACGCGAAAUCUUUUUCUGAUAGUUUCGACAAAAACGUUCACACCUCUAGAUUGCAAAAGUUCACUUUGAAGCUCUGGACGAAAUGUUAGUAUUUCUUCUUGCUAUUUGAGCUACAUCCUGUCAUCCUGUCUUUUCUUCUCUUCCACUACUAGGUCUAUUCUUCAGGUUUCCCAAUUUCAGAAACUUUGAAUAGGUUUUUGAAACUACCCCUUGUGUAACCCGCCACCGUUCUUGCAAUCUGCCUUUGGGACGUGCCAUGUUCUGCCAGAGCAAUAAUUCCUUUCCUCUGGAGAACCGUUCCUUAAACAUCAGCAUAUUCUUAAGCAACACUUUGUAUAUGAAUUUAUAUUACUUCCAGAUGAUGGUUGCCAAGGUUAAUUGAAACUGACAAAAGGCAUGAAAUAAAAUUACUUCUAUUGAUUAAUGCUAUUAUUUUAAAUAUCAAAAAUCGUUAACUAGUUUCAGUAAAUCUCUUUAUAUUUUCCAAACAAUUCUCCAUCAUGGCAAAGAAGGAGGUUUCCAUGAGCGUAAUGAGAGAUUUGGUCAGUACGGAUUCCGACACAGAUAUAGGAAGUUCGAAUGAUCUACUCCCAACCACCACUUGGGGUUCCAUAAAAAGAUACUUAUACAACCCAAGCACCGGAACUUGCUGCGAAAGGACAUCAACCCAGUGGAUGACUAUGUUCCUUUAUUAUAUAGGAUAUACCGCAUUCAUAGUAAUUCUAUACUUAGGAUUCCUCUACGGCUGUGUUUACUUUAUCAAAUCUUCAUAUCCAGAUUACGCAAUAAUCGAUAGAGAAAAUCUACUGGAUUCUGCCCAUCCUGGAUUAGGAUUUGUGCCAAAUAUAGUAGUCACAAAGUACCCCAUGAUAUGGUACAGUUCUGAUCCAAUGGAAGAAAAAACAGAGGAGGAAUAUGUGGAAGCUUUAGAUGUAUUUUUCAAGAAAUACAAAGAAGCAAAAAAGGAGGAUUACGAAGACUGCUCUGGAGGUAGAAAAAGCAAGAAGACAUGUUAUUUCGAUCUCAACUUAUUGGAGGAUUGCAACAGUAAUCGAUAUCACUAUUCUAAUUCAUCGUUGUGUUUCUUUCUGAAGCUGAACAGACGUAAACAUUGGAAACCGAUUUUCUUCAAAACAGAGCAAGAUUUACCCGAUGAAAUGUCCCAAUCCAUGAUGGAUCACAUAUUGGCCUCAUCCAACAAAGAUGUUAUAUAUGUUGAAUGUCUUGGUGAGAAUCUUUGGGAUAAUGAACAUAUGGGUGAGAUGAACUACUUCCCCAAGCAAGGUUUCGACGGAUACUAUUUUCCGUAUGAGGGUGAAAUGUCAUGCAAUAUUCUCACCAAGUCCAUUAUGUUUAUGAUAAUUGGAAGUAUGUGUAUAGACCCUAGAUAUAUACAAUAUGAGGUUUCUGCUGCAAGUAAAACUGAUUUAUGUGAAGUUACUCCUGUUAUUCAUGUACUACAAUAUCCUGGUUGUGUACCCAAACCUAUUCCAAGUUUUGCAUGCAUAGGAAGAUGUGGAUCAUAUCUUCAGGUAUCUGGUAGCAAAAUUUGGCAAAUGGAACGUUCUUGCAUGUGCUGUCAAGAAUCUGGCGAAAGGGAAGCUUCAGUUUCCUUGUUUUGUCCAAAGGCAAAGCCAGGAGAACGAAAAUUCUUGAAGGUCACCACAAAAGCUCCGUUGAACUGUAUGUGCCGACCUUGUACUAGUAUUGAGGAAAGUGCUGUUAUACCGCAAGAAAUAGCUGGAUAUGCUGAUGAAGGACCUUUAUCCGACCAUUUUUUGAAGUCCCAGCCUCAAUAACAUGAUUUUUGAACUCAAUCCCUGCCAUAAGAGAUUGUACUAGUAGAUAUAGUUUAAUUAUAAGACAGUGUUUUUGAUGUCCAGCUUAUUA